AUGUCGUCUGAUGCGGCGGCUUUGCCAUCACCGCCCGACAUGCCACCGUGGAAGGACGGAAGGCGUCCUUACUCGGUGGGGCACAACAUGCAUACCAGCGCACAGGUCAGCGGACCGGGUCCCUAUUCAAAUGGCCACGGCCGCCCGCCACUAUCUCGCCGCCCGCGAUUCCCCAACAUCAAAGACCUACAGGACCAGGCUGCUAUGUUGAAUGUGAAUGAGACCACUCCGCUCCCUAUCCUUUUGAGCACCGCCUCCGACGCGAUCCAGCAAGCUAGGAACCUUGCAGAUGCCGAGCAAUCUGACAAGGCCUAUGUACAAUACCUUCGAGCCUCCGAAAUCACAGUAAACAUCAUUCCACAUCAUCCUGAUUACCGACAGACGGUCACCGAGCGCCCUGGAUGGUACAAACAAUUUGCGGAUUUGAUGAUGGCGGUACGAACAAAACAAGGGACAAUGGAUGGGAUCAAAAAGGAGAUCAUCGAGGACAACCUGGCCAGCAACAUACAACCCGCAGGCGCCGUCGCUUCAAGGUUUCCAGAGGGACCUUCUACCAUGCCGAGCGGGCGUGAAAAUCAUGGGCCUGCAAACGAUUCUGCCAGAAUGCCGACCCCGACGCAGUUCCAACCAACACCGGAUGUCAAAGCGCAGAUCAAACGGUUUUCCAGUCCCGCAGAAGACGUGCUCGCUCAGCGUUUUGCAAAGCUCAGGACAUCUCAGCCUUCUCACCAGAAUGAGUCCGGUGCAGGCGCACGUCCGGGCCCUUCUCUCGCCUCAUCUAAUACGCCCCAGGAGCCGCAUGAUUCUACACCAGGCUCGCCUUCAAGACGCCCGAUGGGACCUCGCAGCAUGAACUCUUCCACCAAUAUGCCGACUCUGCCUCCGAAAAUUCCUCUUACCACCAUGCUUCCCCGAGCCCCAGAUCCGGCUUAUAGUCCCAUAACUACUUUGUCAUCGCAGCUCCCAUCAAAUCCGCCAAGAACUUCGACCGAGAGCGGGCGUUCGGUCAACCCAAGAUAUUCUCAAUUCACGAGCUCUCCACGUGGCAGUCCGAGUCGAGAUAACCCGUACAGGUCGCUCACCCCUAAUGGUGUUCACUCGGUGCAGGGGACUCGAAGCAAUUCGCCUGACCUACCCUACAACACUGCCGUCACCGCCCACGAUCUUCUCGACUAUCUUCGAAAAUUCAAUGUCCUGUUGAUCGAUGUUCGUCCGCGUGACCAAUACGACAACGGCCAUGUUUAUGCCAAAUCGAUAAUCUGCGUUGAGCCGGUAGUUUUGAAGGAGAAUGUGUCGGCGGAGGAGCUUGAGGAGCGACUGGUCGUGUCUCCAGAGCAUGAGCAGGCGUUGUUUGAGAAGCGCAACGAGUUCGACCUUGUUGUCUACUACGACCAGAGCACCGGCUCGGUCAGCUACCUUGCCGGGUCGCCUGUUGGAACAUCCGCGCCGCACUUGCGAGCCCUCCAUGACACACUCUACGAAUUCAACGCGUACAAGCCACUCAAGGCUGGUCGGCCGCCAGCGCUCCUGCUUGGCGGUUUGGAUGCAUGGAUCGAUCUCCUUGGGCAGCAGUCUCUGGCAACAUCCUCUACUGCGGCUGUUAUGGGAUCUAUUCAAUCCAAGAAACCCGUCUCUAAGCCAGGCCGCCCACUUGGAAGAGUUCCCACCAUGGCCAGUGCCAAUUCGAGCUUGGAAGUGCGCAAGAGAAGACUUCGCGAGUUCACCCCACUCAACUCCGAAGAAUUGUCGGCCUGGAUGGAAACAUCGAAGAAUGAAGAGAUCGACACUAGUACCUACAUCGAAGAGGAGCAACUGACUGAAGAGCCUGAAGAGGAAGCAGCAGAGCAGGAACCGACAACGCCAUUUGUUCAAAACUAUGAAGACUUUUUGCGCCGCUUCCCUGAACCGCACCACAUCCAGCAGUCGAUGAUGCUCCCAGAGUCUCAGCCUGCUCUUGCUCCGGUUCCCAACUAUGCCGCCCCACUCGUCCCCCCCAGCUCCAUCUCGGCCGCCUCCUGCGGUGCCCCGUCCCAGUUAUAG
Penicillium riverlandense is the source of this 2040-nucleotide messenger RNA. RefSeq lists its product as uncharacterized. The record is from RefSeq and is a predicted model, not a curated record. NCBI's taxonomy places the organism in Eukaryota, Fungi, Ascomycota, Eurotiomycetes, Eurotiales, Aspergillaceae. The transcript is spliced from 3 exons. The coding region runs from base 1 to 2040 and encodes 679 amino acids.